Molecule: messenger RNA, 1484 nt
Organism: Brachypodium distachyon (stiff brome)
Lineage: Eukaryota; Viridiplantae; Streptophyta; Magnoliopsida; Poales; Poaceae
Product: zinc-finger homeodomain protein 6
Exons: 1
Coding region: 551-1228 (225 amino acids)
Biological process (GO): regulation of developmental process; regulation of DNA-templated transcription
Cellular component (GO): nucleus
Molecular function (GO): DNA-binding transcription factor activity; transcription cis-regulatory region binding
Source: RefSeq, a predicted model, not a curated record
CAUUUGCAAAAGAAAAGAAAAAUGAAACAUGUUUUGCAAUACAAUUAGAGUAUCUUUUAAUCUCAAGUAUAACUUAUCAGGUAAUACUGUUUUUUCCUUUGGCGCGAUGCAUUUGUUUACUGGAUUGCUUUAGAUUUUCUUAUUUGCGGAGGAGUCGGAGUUGGACGGCUAAGAAGGAAACGGGGGCCGGGCUGCGGGGCGCGGGCGGAGUGAGUGACGGCCCUGCCGGCUGCCGCUGUCGGUCGCUCCUCCGCCUCCGUCCAUCUCGCCGCGUAGGAAAACAAACAAACAAAAGCGCCAUUCCGUUCCCCCCAACAGGAAGAAGCACAGUCUGUGUUCCCCAAGAAGCAAGAGCCCACUCAGGAGGCACUCGCUAGCAGCUCCUCCCCGUCCCCCACCACCAUUCGUCUCCAGUCCCGGCCCCCUACACUACAGAACCACAAAACGCCAACCACCAUUAGCUACUAGCUCAGCUUAGCUGCACCUGCACUUUGCGAGCUCGAGCCCGAGCUUCGUCGUCUAGCUCUGCGUGGCCAGGUGGCAUGCGGUGAUGGAGUUCGGGGGGCAGGGGAACAACGGGGCGGCCGCGUCGGGGCACCGGGAGGAGGCGGUGAGGUACCACGAGUGCCUGCGCAACCACGCGGCGGCGCAGGGCGGCCACGUCCUCGACGGCUGCGGCGAGUUCAUGCCCGCCGCCCUCAGCCUCACCUGCGCUGCCUGCGGCUGCCACCGCAGCUUCCACCGCAAGGAAGAAGACAACGCCCAACACCACCACCAGCUUCACCACCGCCUAAUUCCCCCACCGCCGCAGCUGCUCAUGCCGCCGCCGCCCAUGCCGCACCCCUACCCGCCGUCGUUCCCGUACCACCACCACAGCCGCACCCCCAGCGGCGGCGGGACGACGACGACCGAGUCGUCGAGCGAGGACCCGGGCCCACCGCCAUCGUCAGCGGCGGCGGCGCAGGCGAGCCCGGCGCAGGGGCGGCGGAAGCGGUUCCGGACGCGGUUCACGGCGGAGCAGAAGGAGCGGAUGCAGGCGUUCGCGGAGCGUGUCGGGUGGCGGAUGCAGCGGCAGGACGACGCCUUGGUGGACACCUUCUGCGCCCAGCUCGGCGUCCGGCGCCAGGUCUUCAAGGUCUGGAUGCACAACAACAAGCAGCUCAGGAUCAGGCAGCAGCUGCAGCAGGACCAGCAAUCCCAACAGCCGCAGGAUCAGCAGCAGCAGUAGCCAUGGGAGCUCCACCUGUUCUGCUGCUGCUGCUUAAUCGAACCCCAUUCCUCACUCCUGAGUUCCUGACUCGUUCUACUUCCUAGCUCACCCAUCUUCUGAUUUGGUUCCUGAUUUAUUGAUCGCUUCUAGUCUUUGGUUCCUUUUGUUUCUAGUUGAGUGUUCCAUCAAUUGGGAUGAUGAUUCAUGAGGGUCCAUGCUUUGCUAUUUUGGCUAACUUGCUCAAGAUUAGAUCUUUCAUCUUCACUUACGAUCA